AUUAUAUUCACUAGCCCAUUAUUUUCUGUGACCACAUCAAGCCCCCGUCUCAAACAAAUAAACAUCACUUUUUAUUUUGAGGGGGAAUAAUAUGGAUCGUAGAAGCGUGUUUGCGGUCGCUUUGAUCUGCAUUGUGGUGGCUGGUGUCGGUGGUCAAUCUCCGACCGCCGCUCCCAUUAAAGCACCAUCAGGAGCGACUACGCCUGCUGCUGCAGCACCCGCUACGGCUCCUGUUAGUAAAUCUAAGUCACCAGCUCCGACCGCUGCUCCAACUUCUUCUCCACCAACUUCCUCACCACCUACUUCGUCACCACCGGCUGCUGCUCCCUCGAAGUCUGGAGCGGUUCCAGCUCCCUCAAAAUCUGCUCCGGCUGUUAGUCCUGUGAGUUCUCCUCCAGCCAAGUCGCCUCCCGCUGCUGCACCGACAACCCCACCAGAGAGCUCAGCCUCUCCUCCGGCUCCUGUUGCGGCUCCAACUGCUGCCGAUGUUCCUGCACCGGCUCCAAGCAAGAGCAAGAAGAAGCCAAAGAAACACGGUGCUCCCGCUCCUUCACCUGAUUUGCUCGGACCUCCGGCUCCACCAACCGGUGCUCCAGGACCUAGCCUCGGUGCGUCCUCUCCCGGACCUUCUCUCGCCGCCGAUGAGAGUGGAGCGGGGAGAAUGAAGAGCUUGCAGAAGAUAAUUGGAGGUUUGGCAUUAGGAUGGCCAGCCAUUGCGUUGAUCUUCUAGAGAAGCGAUAUUUGGAUUCAGUUUUAUUUAAAAUAAUUUUUUUAUUUCACUGUGUAAUACAUUUGAUAUUAUGGUAUAUUUAUUUUACUCCAUUUUGUUACCUUAUAAAUACUUGCCUUAGUGGUGUGGUUUUUACUUUUUAUAUUACCUUGAUUACAA
This is a messenger RNA of Hibiscus syriacus, 889 nucleotides long. Its product is annotated as lysine-rich arabinogalactan protein 18-like. Lineage: Eukaryota; Viridiplantae; Streptophyta; Magnoliopsida; Malvales; Malvaceae. The transcript has 2 exons. Gene Ontology annotation, cellular component: plasma membrane. Bases 92 to 730 code for a protein of 212 amino acids. The record is from RefSeq and is a predicted model, not a curated record.